CAGUCGCCUUUAGCGGGCGUUCAGCCGCUCGUACUGCGCGUAGUAUAGAGGCUUGUUGUGUCUACGUAGAGGCAACAGAAAUUCGAGUAAAGUUGAGCGGGAAUAAUCGGCCGGCGAACGGCAAGCGCGCUGGGGGUCUUUUGCCCAUCCGUUUAACACUUUUUAUACGAAAACCGCGAUGUGCCAACUAAUAACUGGUAAACAGUGAAUUGGUGCGAAAACACGAUUUUAAACUCGAUAAAACAACGAACACAACGAUGGCUGCGAAAAUCGGUUUCAGGAGUGUUAUAUUUUUGUGCAUACUAUACUGUGUCACCAGUUUCAACUUGGAACCGCGGAUUCCUGUGAUAAAGUUCGGCGAGCCUGGCUCUUAUUUUGGAUUUUCCGUGGCUGAACAUCUCACUAUUGGUAGUAACGGCGAAAAUAUUAGCUGGCUUCUUGUGGGGGCUCCUCUUGGUCAAAACUUACAACCAAAUACGACGAAGUCCGGGGCACUAUGGAAAUGUCGAGUCAGCCCGUCCCCAGAAGACUGCGAGCAAAUCGUCACAGAUGGAAAAAGAACGAAGUACGGCAAGAUAAACACGAGUCUUGAUUCUUCCCAUCUGACUGGGCCCCAUUCUGACGAGAUCAAGGACGGUCAGUGGCUAGGAGUUUCUGUUCGAAGCCAGGGCGCUGGGAAGAAAGCUGUUGUAUGUGCUCACAGAUAUAUCCGCAAAUCUGGGGAGUCGCAAUUUGGCCAAGGACUUUGCUACACGCUAGGUAACGACCUCCAGUUGAUCGACGUGUGGGAGCCAUGCCGAGGUCGUUCCGUGCAAAGAGAACACGAAGAAUUUGGAUUCUGUCAAGUUGGUACGAGUAGUUCACUCCUCGAAGAUGAUACGCUAGUCCUUGGAAGCCCUGGACCGUACACUUGGAGAGGAACUAUUUUUACCCAGGACACGAAAGAUGAUCUUUUAGAACGAGACCACGUUGUUUAUAUGGCCCCAGUGGAAGACGGCGCUAGUCCGGUUGAAAAAUAUAGCUACCUAGGUAUGUCAGUAUCGGGAGCAAGUUUCUUUGGACCCAAACCCUCGUACGCUGCGGGAGCACCACGAGCUCAUGGAACGGGACAAGUGGUGUUAUUCAGCAAACGCGUUAUCGACGACUGGACCCGAACUGACGUCGACAUCCUUAACUUCACCCUUGUGCUCGGCGGUGAACAGUUCGGCUCUAGUUUUGGAUACGAAGUUGCUGCAGCUGACGUCAAUGGCGAUGGGUUACCAGAUCUUUUAGUUGGUGCACCAUUUUACUUCUCCAAAGAUAUCGGGGGCGCUGUUUAUUUAUAUCUUAACAAAAACCACAAUUUACCUCAAGCUUACAGUAUAAGAUUGACUGGCAAGUCAGAAUCACAAUUUGGUAUCGCAAUUGCAAAUACGGGCGAUUUAAACAAAGAUGGUUGCGAAGAUGUGGCAAUCGGAAGUCCUUACGAAGACAAUGGUGUAGUAUAUAUCCAUAUGGGCGAUAGGAAGAAUGGUCUUAAAACAAAACCAGAUCAAAUUAUAAAAGCAGAGUCUUUGCCAAGAGUUAUUAAGACAUUUGGCUAUUCUCUUUCCGGUGGAAUGGAUCUCGAUGCUAAUGGAUACCCAGAUUUACUAGUCGGUGCUUAUGAAAAUAGUAGCGUCGCACUUAUUCGAACGAAACCUAUAAUCGACAUUAAAACAUCGAUUCGUCUAACUGAGGGCACUAUUAACAUAGACCCAACGAAACAAGGAUGUCAGACCGAUCCUUCUUCGACUUACACUUGCUUCCAUUUCCAAGCAUGCUGUAUUAUCGAAUCUGUUGUCGCAUCCACCCAAACCAACAGUCAUGAAAUCAACUACGUUAUAGAAGCCGAAACAUUUCCCGGUGGAAGAAAAUACUCCAGAGUUUUCUUUGAUUCAGAAAAAUCUAAUAUUGUUAAUAAGAGAAUUCAUAUUCGCAAAAAUGUUGAAGAUUGUAGAGAACACACUGUUUAUUUGAAGAAUAAUACCAGAGACAUACAGACGCCUAUAAAGUUCCAAGUGACCUACAAAAUAGUGCAAGUUCAGCCACAGUACUCCACGACAGGCGACCUGCCCAGGAUAGACGACUACCCAGUACUGAAUGCCACUGCUCGGACAGCGUUCAGCGCUAACUUCUUGAACGAUUGCGGUCUCGACGGUGUCUGUGUCAGCGAUUUGAUUGUUCAUCCAGUAUUGCAGCUAGAAAAAACCAAAGAUGGUAAAGCAUACGCACUGACCUUGGGUCAAGAAGAAGAAAUAAAACUCGCCAUAUCAGUGGACAACUACGGAGAGUCUGCGUAUGAAGCUCAACUUUUUGUACAACACCACGCUAGUCUACAUUACAUUGCUGCAAAUAUUACAGGUAAGCAGAUGAUAUGCACAAGUGUGAACAAAACAACAGUAUCCUGUCAACUUGAGAAUCCUUUCAAACGACAGCCAGCCGGCAGUCCGCCAGUCACGCUGCGAUUUGACGCCAGAGCAUUGGAAGACAAUGAACCAUCAGUCAUUUUCACUGUCUGGGCGAACUCCACGUCUAAAGAAAAACGUCCGGGAAAGAAACCUGAACAAGUAGAAGCACUCGUGAUAAAGAAUGCCGAAUUAUUGAUCAAAGGUGCGGCGCGACCCGAGCAAGUGUUCUACGGAGGCGAGGUGAAGGGAGAAUCUGCCAUGACUUACUUCGAUGAUAUCGGCACUCGAGUAAUCCACACGUAUCAGGUGUUUAACGAGGGGCCUUGGCGAGUGUCUUCUGUUCAAGUGGUGAUAUCCUGGCCUCACCAGGUGGCAUCCGAAAAUGCUCAAGGGAAAUGGUUACUUUAUCCAGAAGACGUGCCAACAGUCGAUGGGGAAGCAGAUCAAAGAAAUGGAGAGUGUUUUAUUUCUGAGAGCGAAAUUAAUCCACUAAAAUUAACAACGCGGUCAGGCUCUCCAGAGCCUUACCUUGAAAAUCUUGAAAUGGAUCCAUUCUUAAGUACUGGAAAACUCAGCGUUAGCUCAAGUGAAAAGGAACAUAACUCUUCAAGAAUAACGAAUCAUAUAGUUGGAUAUAGCAGUAGUGUCGAGAACAAAGUUAGGCGUAAGAGAGAAGACGAUAUUAUAAAAGCUGAAGCCUAUACCGAUAAGGAUGGACAUCGAAAACAUGUCGUCAAUAUGAACUGUCAAAAGAAAACUGCCAAGUGCAUUCAGUUUCAAUGCGUGAUCUACCGGCUGGGCCGCAUGCAGGCCACCACGAUCACGGUGAAGGCGCGUCUCUGGAACUCCACAUUGGUCGAGGACUACCCGCGUGUCAGCCACGUCAACAUCGCCUCCACAGCCUUUAUACACAUACCUGAACAUUACAAUAUACACCAGAAGGACCAUGAGGAUGAUUCUUUUACGGUGGAGACAGUUGCGUAUCCAGAUUUGAAAAUCAGUGAACCUUCAGAAGUGCCAUUAUGGGUGAUAAUAGUUUCUAUAAUAGUAGGACUAAUAGUUCUUAUUUUGCUCAUAAUCGCUUUAUGGAAGUUAGGCUUCUUCAAGAGAAGUCGACCUGAUCCGACUCUGUCGGGCAAUUUAGAAAAGAAUAACCACGAGUCCAGUCCGUUCAUCGGGAGAGAGAGAAACAGUAUUCGAUAGCUGAGGGCCUGCAUUUCCAUUUUACAUGGAACUUACGGAAAUGACGUUGAAACUCCAAAAUUGUUGGAACUUUGUACAUAGAAACGAACUGUUGUAGAAUGAUUUGGUACAUAGGAGAUGGUAUUGAAUAAGUAUAAUUUAAAAUAUCAUUUGACUGUGAUGUCUUCGUAGAGGAAAUAUUGUAUCUAAGUACGUUAAAGUAGCCGUGGUGCAUACAAACGACUGUGCAGUGGCAUGUAUAACUUGUAAUUAAUUGUGUAACUCCGAUCACCUUUCGAUGAUUACGAUCGAAAAAUAAUCGGAGUUAUACAAUUUACAUGAAGACGGGUUAGCUGGUGACUGCGCUCUUUCGAUCAUCACAUCAGUGUGUUGCAACUUACGACACACCACGACACAGUAGUCUGUAUGCACCUUUAUGUUUUGUUGAUGUUAUGUACGAGUCCCUAAUGUGAAUGGUUAUUGUAAUAAUUGUUUUUAUUUGCAUUUCUGUAGUGAGUAUUAUGAAUAAAGUUUUAUGAUUGUUUUAUAUAUUCGAUGAAUAUGUGCUAUACUGUAAAUAUGUACUUGCCUUUAUUAUUUAUGAAGUUUUAGUAUAAGAAUUGUUAUAUUAUCUUAUUUACAUUGAGGCUUUUAAAUAAUCGUCUAUGAUGAAAAUACAAAAAUAUUUAAUGUUGACGUAAUCAUAUCGUUUAAUGGUGAUAUUUAAAAGCCUUGUUGUAAUUAAGAUAUAUAAUGACUAGAUUUUUUACUAGUCAGUAAAUAAUAUGACCUAUGUUAGAGGUCCGUAGAUUUGGAUAGCGUCUACUUAAAUUCUUAUUAUUAAGCAUAAAAAACACUUAGAACUGACCUACUUAAAAUUAAAAGGUAAACUUUUCUGUACUUAAAAGUGCUUGAAUUCUAAUUAUUAUUAAACUUUCAAUGGGUAAUUUAAAUAGUGAUAAUCCCAUUUGAUAAAUGGAAUAAAUAAAUAAUUAUUAUGAUCCAUGUAACAAAUAUUUUUAAAUUGUAACUAGGUUUGUUAUUUGUUAAGAAGUGUACAUAAAGUAGUAUUUAUAUUAGAUUUUUUACUAAAAUUUAUAUAAAAACUCGAGCAUCGAAACAUAAUACAUGUUUUAUACUUACCUACCUUAUAAAACAUAGGUAAUUAUAGGUAAGUACCUACUUAUUCAUAAAAAAAUUAGUAAAAUAUUAAUAGCGUCAACGCUAAUUCUGUUGAAAAUAUUACUAUUCUUUUCACGAUAAUAUAUUCUAAAGUUUACCUAACGUGAUUUAACUUUUUAACUUUUAGUUUAUCUCAGAAUUGAUUCUUAUGAUUUUUUUGUUAAAUCUAUUCUGUCAAAUUGUACUUCAUGUAAGUAAUGUAAUUAAAUUAUCCACCUUACCUAUUAUAAUUUUCCUGGUUGUGAUUAUUUCCGAUAGUUUUUCAUAAAACACCUUCCUAACAAUACUUAGUUUACAAUGGAAAUUAUGAAUUAAUAAAUGGUGCCAUUUU
Messenger RNA from Maniola jurtina (meadow brown), 5124 nucleotides. It is a transcript of the gene mew, whose product is annotated as integrin alpha-PS1. The record is from RefSeq and is a predicted model, not a curated record. Gene Ontology annotation, cellular component: integrin complex; external side of plasma membrane. Lineage: Eukaryota; Metazoa; Arthropoda; Insecta; Lepidoptera; Nymphalidae. Gene Ontology annotation, molecular function: integrin binding. The transcript is spliced from 17 exons. Bases 258 to 3632 code for a protein of 1124 amino acids. Gene Ontology annotation, biological process: integrin-mediated signaling pathway; cell-matrix adhesion; cell adhesion mediated by integrin.